AUGCAGAGCCCCCUCCCCGAUGGUCACAUGUAUGACGAAAGAGAGGAUAGAGCCAAUUGUUGCACUACGGCUGAUUGCGUGCUCGGAAAGAGUCUCUGGGGAAACCCUAGGCACCACCCUGCAGACGAGGUCGUUAGCCCGUGGAGCUGUCAAUCCGAGGCGCUCGGUCAUGUCGACUUUCCCGCACCCCUCGGGCAACCUCCAGUCAAAGCACUGCACCAUUGUCCCAAUAAUAACGAUGAGCUCCUGUAUGGCGAGCAGCAUCCCCGGGCAGCCCCUCCUGCCCGUCCCGAAAGGCAGGAGCUCAAAGUGCUGCCCCUUGAUGUCUAUGGAGCUCCCGAUAAACCUCUCGGGCCGGAACUGCAUUGGGUCCUCCCAGUAGUUGGGGUUCCUCCCCAUGGACCAGAUGUUGACGAAAAGGAGGGAGUUGGCAGGGAUGGAGUGCCCCCCCACCACAGAGGCAGAUUGGGCCAGUCCGACUCCUCAACCAGCCGGUCAAGGCCCACCACUUGGUCAAUCUCGUUCUGGGCCUUCUUGAGCACAUCAGGGUUGUUGAUGAGCUCAGCUAUGGCCCACUCAGUCGCAAUGGCUGUUGUAUCCGUACCCGCCAAUCAAAGCCUUGAGAUGUUCUCUGGUAAAGUUCACCUCCGCCUUGCCGCCUUCCAUCACAUCGAGGAACAUAUCCAAAAAAUCCCUCGCCUCCUCUCCUCUGCCGUGGCUCCGCCGCUCCUCUUCCCUGUCACUAAUAAUCUUCUCCAGCAGGGCAUCGUACCUCCUCUGAAUAUCCUCCGACCUCUUCCUAAUCCCCUGCAGAUCCAAAUUCUUGAAGAACCAGAUCAAAUCUGCCACGUCAAACUCCCCGAAAAUCUGCGUCACCUGUCGAAUCACAGUCCGGGCGGCCUCCGCGUCCCCCUCUGUCCCGGAGCACCGAAUGCUGAGCAUCAUGUGGGAGAUGACGUUGCUGGCCAAUUUGACGAGCUCCUCGGCGCGGACCUCCAUAGUACGGACGGGCUGGAAGUGGCUCAGGUUGCGGGCGCCCAAGAGCUCGUAGGUGCAGAGCUUCUUGAUGUAUUUCCAGUAGGGCCCAUAGGGGGAGAAUGCAAAGGAGGACUCGUAAGUGACGACGUCGAUGGCGGUGGAGUGCUUGCGGUUGGAGAACACGAUCUCGUGGGUCUUGAGGAACUCGCGGGCGAGCUCCGGGGUGGAGGCCACGACGCAGAAGACGGAGCCCAGCCGGAGCUGGAACAGGGUGCCGUGCCGCCUGCCGAGCUCGUGGAAGGUCUGGUGCAGGUGGGGGCCCAGGAGGUGGAGAUGGCCAAUGAUGGGGAGGGCCAGGGGGCCGGGAGGGAGAGGCGGCCCGCGGCGGCGUUUGCGAGCUAG
Molecule: messenger RNA, 1380 nt
Organism: Striga asiatica
Lineage: Eukaryota; Viridiplantae; Streptophyta; Magnoliopsida; Lamiales; Orobanchaceae
Source: the annotation of a GenBank genome assembly